Molecule: messenger RNA, 1725 nt
Organism: Colletotrichum paranaense
Lineage: Eukaryota; Fungi; Ascomycota; Sordariomycetes; Glomerellales; Glomerellaceae
Product: endoglucanase B
Exons: 2
Source: RefSeq, a predicted model, not a curated record
UUCCACUCCUUGAACAAGGCAAAGCCAAGCGCUUACACCAAAGCAACAAAACCACCAACUACAUUUCAGUCCUUCAUUCGAUAUCUUCGAUUUCGACUUUCUUCAGCAGGCCUGCUCUCAGCUGUACACAGAAACCCAUCUUUUUCGGACCUCGACGUUCUUUCUCGCACAAAAAACGCAACAUCUCAUCUCAGGAUACCCAACUUUCAACCCAUUAAAAUGAAGUUCUUCACCACUGCCCUGGCCAUGGCUGCCGUUGCCAACGCCCACACCCUCAUGUCCAAGCUGUACAUCAACGGCGAGUCCCAGGGUGAUGCUACCUGCAUCCGUAUGCCCAAGGAGGGAGACACCGCCACCUCCCCCGUUGCCGGUCUGACUAGCGACGACAUGGCUUGCGGCAAGGACGGCCAGAUCGCUGCCGCUUACACCUGCGCUGCCCCCGGCAACUCCAAGCUCACCUUCGAGUUCCGCCAGUGGCCCGAUGCCCGUGCCGAGGGCUCCAUCGACCCUUCCCACAGGGGUCCCUGCUCCGUCUACGUCAAGAAGGUUGACGACAUGACCACCGCCGCCGCUGGCCCCAACUGGUUCAAGAUCUGGGACGAGGGCUACGAUGAGUCCACUCAGCAGUGGUGCACCGACAAGCUCAUCGCCAACAAGGGUCUUUUGACCGUCGAGCUCCCCUCUGGCCUUCCCGCUGGUUACUACCUCGUCCGCACCGAGAUCCUCGCCCUCCACCAGGCCGUCAGCCUUCACGACCCCCAGUACUACGUCGGCUGCGCCCAGAUCCAUGUCUCUGAUGGCCCCUCCGGCGCUCUCGAGAUCCCCUCCCAGUACUCCGUCAGCAUCCCCGGCUACAUUGACGGCUCCGAGGCCGGCAACAACUUCAACCUCUACGACAACCCGCAGUACCCCUACCCCAUCCCCGGCCCCGAGCCCUACAGCCCCGUCGGCACCGCUUCCGCCAGCGCAAAGUCCACCUCCUUCGAGGGCGGCGUUCCCUCUGACUGCCUGAUCAAGAACGCCAACUGGUGCGGUAAGGCUCCCGAAGCCUACACCACCCAGACCGGCUGCUGGGCCGCUGUCGACGCCUGCUACGCCCAGGGCAACGUGUGCUUCGACUCCGCUCCUCCUACCGGCGCCGCCAACUGCUACGUCUGGAACGACAACAUGUGCAAGGGCAUCUCUGCCCAGUGCACGGCCGGCAACUGGCAGGGCCCUCCCACCAUCGAGAUGACCGCCAAGACCGUCGCCGCCCCCGGCGCCAUCCCCGCUGCCGUCAACCUAAACCUCCUCGGUGGCUCCGCCAACACCGCCGCCGCUGCCGUCGCCUCCGCUACCCCCUCCAAGACCGCUGUUGCCGCCUCUUCCUCUGCUCCCGCCGCUACUCCUACGGCUGAGUACGCCGCCGAGGACCCUAUCGCUACCAGCGCGCCCGCCGCCACUGUCGCCCCCGUGACUUCGGCCGCCCCCGUUCCGGCUUCCACCUCCGUUGCCGCCCCCGCCGCUCCUUCCGCCUCUGCUCCCGCCUCUGGCGCCCUUGUCCCCUCCACCGACGGUACCUGUGGUGGCAGCACCGGCUUCACCUGCGAGGGCAGCACCUUCGGCUCCUGCUGCUCCGCCGCCGGCAAGUGCGGCAGCAAGAUUCUGCAGUGCAGACCCUCUUGCGGUUGCCAGACCAAGUUCGGUCUCUGCCUCGAGGCCCGCAGCCUGACGAAGAGCAACUAA